This is a messenger RNA of Schistosoma turkestanicum, 397 nucleotides long. The record is from the annotation of a GenBank genome assembly. Lineage: Eukaryota; Metazoa; Platyhelminthes; Trematoda; Strigeidida; Schistosomatidae.
AUGUUAUUAUUUGAAAUCGAGUCAUUGAAAUUGAAACCAGGUCCGCUACGAUAUCGUUUAAAUUUCACUUCAUUUAUAUUUGAAUGUAUCAGUUAUGGCAUAAUAUCGUUAUUUCUAAUUGAAAUACCAAUUAAAUUAUGGACAUUUGGUAUAAAAUUUUAUCGUUAUCAAUGGAUUGAAUUAUUAGAUGUAUUUGUAUGUAUCGUAAGUUUUUCAGUCGAUACAUAUAAUAUACAUCGACAUGUAGCAGAAACUAAAACAAAUGAUGAACAUGAUCAUAGAUUGACUAUUGAACAAUCCAAUGAAACUGUUGAACAGUCAAUUCAAACAACUAUAGCUGAUGCAGCAGGAUUAUUAGUGUUGUUUCGUCUUUGGCGUGUUAUACGUAUUAUUAAUU